AGAAGUGUUUAAAGUGUAUUCAUUGCAUGUAAAAUAUAUCGGCAUGCGAUGACGUCACAUCCGGUUUCGCCGCGUCUUGUGGGAAAACACCGGUUUGAAAUUAGCGCGAGGGUGGGGGCUUUCCACGAGGCUCACCUGAGCACAAGCAGUUUUGCAGGCAUGAGAAAUCACAGUGAGAGCAACGCUUUUUCACCAUAUGUUAAUGUGAAGAGUGAACAGUAAAUGGUUAAUCUUACUGCGAUCUGGUUUGCAUUGGCUGUGGUUUAUCCGGACGUUAAAUUCGGCGUUUCGUUACACCCGAAGGAGAACGUUACAGUGAAAAAGCGGCAUUAUCAGGUGUUUCAAGUGCUGCAAUGUCAGCUCAAUCCAGCAUCAAGUCGACGCCGCCCAGCGACAAGGGCAGUAAACCGACAUCAAGUAAGCCCACCCGGGCGUUAUCAGGUGUUCCAAGUGCUGCAAUGUCAGCUCGAUCCGGGAUCAAGUCGAUGGCGCCCAGCGACAAGGGCAGUAGAACGACAUCAAGUAAGUCCGCACAGGCAAGAGCCAAGGCAGAAGCCGCCAAGGUGCUACUGCGUUACGCCAGACAAGAAGCAGUUUUGAAAAUGAAACUGGCCACCAGAGAAGCCGAAAUCCAGAAAGAAAGGGCCGCCAGAGAAGCCGAAAGGGCCGCCAGACAAAGAGAAGAGGCUGCCAGAGAAGCCGAAAUCCAGAAAGAAAGGGCAGUCAGAGAAGCCGAAGAGGCUGCCAGACAAAGAGAAGAGGCCGCCAGAGAAGCCGAAACCCAGUUGGAAAUGGCAAAAAUAUCGACAGAGUUGCAAGUGCUGCAGCUAGAAAGAGAAGAAGAAGCUGCCAUGGCGGAAGCAAAGUACAUAGAACAAGCUGAAGGGUCGCGUGAUCUGACCGAAGUAAGAUCUACUUUAGAAAGGACCAGACUGGAACGCACAAGCGACUAUGUACAAUCUCAAAUAGACAGGCAGGCUCGUCUCCCCUCUCCAUACGUAUUCGAUAACUUCCCCAGCUACGAGGAACCUCAGAGAGUCACGAUUGCAUCACAUCCAUACGAGGAAGGAAAUUUACCCUCACGGCUCCGUGAUGAAGUCAAGAAUGAAAGAACCGACAACGCUCCUUCACCCCCACAACAGGACGGCGGGGAGGGAGAGGUUCACUCCAGGACAACAAUUGUCGGCUCGAACUGUACAGAAGUUUGCGGUCAAACUCAGUCAAGCCGUUCUUGUUCCGAGAUCUGCCUCACUGAGGUGUACCCUAAAGAAGCACAACAAGACAUUACCAAGCGUAAAGUAACCGACGAGACGCUAGGUCAGUCAGUUUUCGUUCAAACCGAGCACGGAAACAAACUUGCACAAUCAGCUCAAGAUACCAUUUCUUUAAAACCCAAAGACACCAAGGUCUUCAGAGAUGAAGCAAAUAAUGGGGUUGCCCCAUUGCCAAUCAGAGAACCACGCCAGCGCUCACCAGAUAACAAAGAGCAGGCAGUCAAACGGUUCACGUCCUUACGGAAAACCCGGAAAAGGAAACCUGAAAUGCAGCAACACACCCGAUUGGCCCACGAGGUACUGUGCACCCUAAUGGCAGAGGUCACAGCCAUUAUAAACGCACAAUCAUUCCUACCUGUGUCUUCUGACCCAGAAAACCCCUUUAUACUUUCGCCAUCAACGCUCCUUACGCAGAAGGCAGGAGCACCUCCUCCACCAGGAGACUUCUCAGACAAGAAUUUGUACACAAGGCAAUGGAGACAAGUCCAGGCUCUGGCAAAUCAGUUCUGGCCUCGCUGGAGACAAAAAUAUCUACCUUUGUUGCAACAGAGACAAAAGUGGACAGAACCCCGAAGGAAUCUUCAAGUUGAAGACUUAGUCCUGCUCAGGGACAAGCAAGUCGCUCGCAACAGCUGGCCAACGGCCAGAAUCACUGCUACAUUCCCUAGCGAGGAUGGACAUGUCAGGAAGAUCGAAUUGAAGACUACCGACCAAGGCGAUGUGAAAAUUUACCAAGGGCCAGUUACAGAAGUUAUUCUACUUCUACCCAAUGACUGAUUAAGAGACUAAGUUUUGUACUCUGCUCAUUGUGACCUUACGAAGGUCAAGCGGGGAGUGUGCUGUCUUUACGACAGUUAUUUAGUUUAUAAUAUUUUCGCUUAGUAAUUCAUUCAAUAGUAUUUUCUAGUUAGAAUUAGAAGUGUUUAAAGUGUAUUCAUUGCAUGUAAAAUAUAUCGGCAUGCGAUGACGUCACAUCCGGUUUCGCCGCGUCUUGUGGGAAAACACCGGUUUGAAAUUAGCGCGAGGGUGGGGGCUUUCCACGAGGCUCACCUGAGCACAAGCAGUUUUGCAGGCAUGAGAAAUCACAGUGAGAGCAACGCUUUUUCACCAUAUGUUAAUGUGAAGAGUGAACAGUAAAUGGUUAAUCUUACUGCGAUCUGGUUCUUAUUAACUGUGGUUUAUCCGGACGUUAAAUUCGGCGUUUCGUUACACCCGAAGGAGAACG
Hypanus sabinus (Atlantic stingray) is the source of this 2499-nucleotide messenger RNA. RefSeq names its product plectin-like. Lineage: Eukaryota; Metazoa; Chordata; Chondrichthyes; Myliobatiformes; Dasyatidae. The record is from RefSeq and is a predicted model, not a curated record. The transcript has 2 exons. Bases 354 to 2051 code for a protein of 565 amino acids.